Molecule: messenger RNA, 518 nt
Organism: Pterocles gutturalis (yellow-throated sandgrouse)
Lineage: Eukaryota; Metazoa; Chordata; Aves; Pterocliformes; Pteroclidae
Product: RUN and FYVE domain-containing protein 2
Exons: 4
Cellular component (GO): cytoplasm
Source: RefSeq, a predicted model, not a curated record
CUGUAAAGGACCCUACAGCCGUAGAAAGAGCAAAUUUACUGAACAUGGCUAAAUUGAGUAUCAAAGGACUCAUUGAAUCAGCUUUGAGCUUUGGCCGCACUCUGGAUUCUGACUACCCACCUUUGCAGCAGUUCUUUGUUGUCAUGGAGCACUGCCUGAAGCAUGGCCUUAAAGUAAGAAAAUCAUUUCUAAGUUACAAUAAAACCAUCUGGGGUCCUCUGGAACUUGUGGAGAAAUUAUAUCCAGAAGCUGAGGAAAUAGCCGCAAGCGUCAGAGAUUUGCCUGGCCUGAAAACCCCUCUGGGCCGUGCCCGUGCCUGGUUACGGUUAGCACUAAUGCAGAAGAAAAUGGCUGACUAUCUUCGCUGUUUAAUAAUUCAGAGAGAUCUGCUCAGUGAAUUCUAUGAAUAUCAUGCACUAAUGAUGGAGGAAGAAGGAGCAGUUAUUGUUGGACUGUUAGUUGGGUUAAACGUAAUAGAUGCUAACCUGUGUGUGAAGGGAGAAGACCUGGAUUCACAA